This is a messenger RNA of Polychytrium aggregatum, 1601 nucleotides long. Its product is annotated as UV radiation resistance protein and autophagy-related subunit 14-domain-containing protein. Gene Ontology annotation, biological process: SNARE complex assembly. Gene Ontology annotation, cellular component: endosome; lytic vacuole. Bases 218 to 1489 code for a protein of 423 amino acids. The transcript is spliced from 6 exons. NCBI's taxonomy places the organism in Eukaryota, Fungi, Chytridiomycota, Chytridiomycetes, Polychytriales. The record is from RefSeq and is a predicted model, not a curated record. Gene Ontology annotation, molecular function: SNARE binding.
GCAAUCGCCCGGCAGCGACACCAUUUCCUCGAUCUCGUCAGUCAGCCAAAUCUCCACAUUUCAGCAAAAGAUCGAACAGCUGAAUGCCGAGCGACAGCCGUUGGAAGACAAGAUCAAGGCUCGACUUGGCGGCCGUCCAUCAACAGGCAUCUCCACUCGGGCCGGGCUUGAGGCACGGGUCCAGCAGCUGAACGGGACGCUGCGGACAAUCAAGGAAAUGGAGAUCGAGAACAGGAAACUCAAGAACCGCAUUGAGGCCAUCAGGGCCCGCAUCCAGGAAAAGAAGGGUCUGUUGCGGACAUCGCGCCGGGAGGCUUCAGCCAGCCAAGAGUCGGCCCUCAAGCAGCUGGAGCCGCAGCUCAAGGAGCGGCUCCAAAAGUAUACCCAGGUGGCCGAGAUCCUGACUCAGAGCCGGAGGCUGCUGAUCCGCGAGCUGGUCCUGGUCUUUCGUCUGCGCAAGGUCCAGCGUGUCCAUUCCUCAACCUCCAGCCGCAGCUCCAAUGCCAACAUGAUGGCGGUUCUCGAGAAACCCGAGCGGGCAAACGGAGCAACGACGGCGCCGGUCCCGCUGGCUUCUCAGCAUGUCUCGCCAACGUCGUCUGCGCUGAAUGCCCUGAUCGGAGCGACGCAGUCGACGCUCUCGACGUUGUCCGGUGGGAUCAUCACCACUCCCACGUCCGAGUCGCCUCCGUCGAACCCUGCGACCCUGGGAGCCGAGGAGGUCUUUGAGUUCCGCAUCCUCAACGUUGGAUUCUCGGUCUACGGCAACUACUACGGAUACCCUCGGGAAAAGUUCAAUGCCGCAGUCGGACACAUUGUCCACAUGACUGUGCUGCUUAGCCAGUACCUCGGCGUCCAUCUGCCGUUCCAGAUGAUCAACGGCGGUGUCCGGUCGUUUGCCCAGGCCAAUCACUACGAGUCGAUAUCGAUGCAGACAAACAUUCAGGUCCCGCUCUGGCUCACCGACACCAACAUCGAAAGCUUCACCGUUGGCCUGUCGAUGCUCAACUACAACAUUGCCUAUCUCUGCUUCUCGCAAGGAGUUGAGAUUUCACUGCAGCAGCUGCCCAAUACCCUGGAGAACCUGGUGCUGUGCUGCCAGGCGCCAAGUCUCGGAUGCGACGUCAACCGGCACUCGUCGCCGCUGUCAAAAUGGAGCCAGGGGUCUCUGACGUACAGUGCUCUCAGCACAAGCGAUGCCAGUCAUACGACCCAAAGCGGGUCCAUCGCAAGCCCCAUCCUCGGAAGCCCCGAGCCAAUACAGCGGCCCCAGCAGUUCCACAUGGACUUUGGCAAGGUCCUGCAACUGCACAUCCUCCUUCGGAAUCGCCCGCGGCCGAACCCACGAAGCACGGCCGAGUCCCUCAAAAGCGUGUUCCUGCAUGACGCGGAGGUGCGGCGAUUCAUCGAGACCGCAAACGAGUCGCCCCACGGAUCCGAGGACGAAGGCGUGGACGAGCUUUUGGAGGAAUGGCAUUUGAUCGAAUAGUGCCUUGGGUGGUCGAUCCGCGGACAAGGCCGACGAACGGACAAACGCGAUACCGGUGUCGCGAGGUUUCGGAGUGAGAGAGUGUGUGUGAGAGAGUGAUAAAGAGAAGGCC